Molecule: messenger RNA, 2475 nt
Organism: Daphnia pulicaria
Lineage: Eukaryota; Metazoa; Arthropoda; Branchiopoda; Diplostraca; Daphniidae
Product: sodium-dependent phosphate transport protein 2B-like
Exons: 10
Coding region: 189-2102 (637 amino acids)
Biological process (GO): sodium-dependent phosphate transport
Cellular component (GO): membrane
Molecular function (GO): sodium:phosphate symporter activity
Source: RefSeq, a predicted model, not a curated record
CGUAUUAACUGGGAAAUAAAAAAAUGACGAUAUGAAAGAAUUUGAUUGCGAUUCGGACAUACGGAGGCAGUUUCAAAUAAAUAGCGCCACUUUUCGUUAGUUAUGUAGCAGUUCAUUAGUAACUCUCAUCACUUAAAUUGAUUCGACUGAAUCAAUUAGCUAGCGUCUUCUUACACACGGCAAUCAAAAUGACAAAGGCACUAAUCCCGACAUCUCUAAAUUCGGAAGAAAAAAAUGUCAAUUCAGCGAUGGAUGCCAAAUUUGUUUCAAAUGAGUUUGGAACCAAUGAUAGUCUUGAUUCCACGAAAAAAGAUAAUAGGUCAGAUACGCUUUCUACCAGUAGCGCUAGUGACAGCAUUCCGCCUAUCGAAUCAUCGAUGGGUGAGGAUCCGUGGGCGAUUGUUGAUAUGGUGGACAAUUCGGAGAAAUGGGAAGACAUGACCACCAAAGCUAAAGUGAUCCGCGUUCUGAGCAAUAUCGCUAAAAUAGUUGGCGCUAUCGGUUUACUCUAUUUUUUCAUUUGCUCGCUUGAUUUACUUUCAAGCGCGUUCCGCCUCAUUUCUGGGAAAACUGCAGGUGCAAUUUUUCAGCAGAGCGAACUCAUGCAAAAUCCUGUUGUCGGAUUAAUGAUUGGAAUUCUAGUCACUGUACUAGUCCAGAGUUCUUCAACAUCCACUUCCAUUAUAGUGAGCAUGGUUGGCGCUGGAGUUCUGAACGUUGCCAUGGCGAUUCCAAUCAUCAUGGGUGCUAAUAUCGGAACUUCUGUUACCAAUACGAUCGUCUCUUUUACUCAAAUUGGCAAUAAAAAUGAAUUCAGAAGAGCUUUCGCUGGGGCAACGGUACACGACAUGUUUAAUUGGUUGACAGUGAUUGUUUUGUUUACCAUCGAAAUAGUUUGCAAACCUAUAUUCGGUGUUGGAUAUUUGGAAUGGCUUAGCGGAGAAAUUGUCAAGGGAGUAAAUUCGUCGUCUGGUGAAGGAGAAGUCAAGAUUUUGAAAGUUGUAACCGAUCCUUUUGUGGACCUUAUCAUACAGCUCGAUUCUCGCGUUCUUAAAGGCUGGGCUAAUAACGAUCCCAAAUACGACAAUUCUUCAUUGAUAAAACAGUGCGGCGGAAAUGCCACUGAUCCUAUACCAUGCGGUAAGUCUAUUUUUAUACAAAUACAACGAAACGAAGUUGUGAUCAAUAAAAACAUUCUUCUUUACACUAUAGAUGGUGUUUUCCUGUUCGAAGACACUGGCAUGGAAGAUUGGGCUGUAGGAUUGAUCCUUUUGGCCAUUUCACUCAUUAUUCUCUGCAGCUGCCUGAUUUUCCUCGUCAAAAUUCUCAACUCAAUGAUGCAAGGACACAUUGCAAACGUAAUUAAGCGCGUCAUCAAUUCAAAAAUUCCUUACGUACCUUGGCUAACGGGCUACAUAGCGCUUGCCGUCGGAGCCGGAAUGACUUUCAUCGUUCAGUCCAGCUCGGUUUUCACUUCCGCUCUGACUCCGCUCGUCGGCAUUGGUGUCAUUUCUAUCGAACGCGUCUAUCCACUUACCUUGGGGUCCAACAUUGGGACGACAACAACAGCACUGCUUGCAGCGCUAGCUGCUUCUCCCGAAGCCCUUCACGACACCUUGCAGAUCUCCCUCGUCCACUUGUUUUUCAACAUUACGGGCAUUUUACUUUUCUAUCCCAUUCCAUUCAUGCGUUUUCCUAUUCCGAUGGCCAAAUUUCUCGGUAACGAGACCGCAAAGUACCGAUGGUACGCCAUUCUCUACCUUGUGGGAAUGUUUUUCGUUCUACCUGCUAUUGUUUUGGGUCUCUCUAUUGCUGGCCCCAUCGCACUGCUAGUAGUUGGCGUCCCUUUUUUAAUCAUUCUGGUCGCAAUUGCAAUAAUCAAAAUCGUUCAGAGAAAACGGCCUUCCCUUUUGCCGCGUGUCAUGCGAGACUGGAAGUGGCUUCCGCUCGCUUGCCGCUCUCUGGAGCCGUACGAUCGCCAGUUUGCCAAAUGCGCUUGCUGCAAUAAGUGUAGACAGGCCGAAAACAGCAGCAUUGCAAGCACCGUUGUCGUCGUCGAUUCGGAAGCAUCAUCAGUUGAAGAAAAUAAUCAAACUACAUGAACAAGUUUGAUUAGGAAAACUCUUUUUUAAAAUUAGCCAAAAAUGGGGCGACCGUGGCUAAAAGGUAAGGAGUCUAAGGAGACGCUACGAAAAUUUAAUUUUCCAUCAUCACAUUUGCUCAAGUUAUAUGUGAUUACUUUCCAUUUUCCUGAUAUGCCCAUACAUUGCUAACGUGUUACAUAAACACGCAACGUAUUUUGCCACUUUAUUACUUUUUCCGGAAUUUUGCGUUAAAACUUCACUAUACGAUAUUUUAUAUACACUCACGAUUGCUCUUUCAGUAAAAAUGUUGCUGCCAGCUUUUACCUGCAAUAUCCACUAACGGUCUAAUGUUUUUUGUUGACUUGAAAUAUUAAAAAGGGUAUAAGUCUGA